Messenger RNA from Clarias gariepinus (North African catfish), 309 nucleotides. RefSeq names its product struthiocalcin-1-like. The record is from RefSeq and is a predicted model, not a curated record. The coding region runs from base 1 to 309 and encodes 102 amino acids. NCBI's taxonomy places the organism in Eukaryota, Metazoa, Chordata, Actinopteri, Siluriformes, Clariidae. The transcript has a single exon.
AUGACCUGGGGUGAAGCUCGGGAGUACUGCAGGACUAAAUACACUGGUUUGGCCUCUGUGACCUCUGAGACGAGCCUGCGGCAGCUAAAUCUGGAGACGGCGCAGACGCAGACAGAGAGCGUGUGGAUUGGCCUGCGCUUCAUCAAUGGUAUAUGGUUGUGGGUGAGCGGGGAGAAGCUGGGAGGUGUAACCUCAGUGUCCUCAUGUCCACCUCCAUCUUACCAGUGUGGAUCUCUCAACAACAAAACAAACACCUUUGAGAACCGAAACUGCAAUGACAGACUGAACUUUGUCUGUUACUGGACGUGA